CACAAACCGCAUCGCAUUUCCAUCAUGGCCGACGAUGGGUUGAUGCUCAAUUUUGAGCUGCCGAGCGAUGCGUUUAGUGCGCCCAGAACAAAAGUGAAAGGCGGAAGCUGGAAGGACCGUCUGACCGCAAGGAAGUCGGCCGAAUAUGGACGCAAAAAAGCACAGGAACGAGCCUCUCAAGCCGACGAUGCGAGUGCCAACCCCUCGAAAGUUAUUCCUCAAGACGAUAACAAAGACCGCUUUGCCGAACGACCAGCAAAACGAGCUCGCGUUGGCCAUGAUGUCUUGCCGAAAACCAAGGACGGCCAAGUUAUCUCCUCGCUUUUCUCCUUCAACAAAUCGGCUACCGCGCCACGCGAAGCAAAGCCAGAAAUUCAAGACGAAGAAGUGCAAGCGAGUAAUGCACCUCUUGCCAACGAUGAGACGGCCAAGUUCACCUCUCUUGGACUAUCAUCCACACUGGCCUCUCACCUGCUCAACAAGCUGAAGAUCACUGCUCCCACCGCUAUUCAACGAAAGGCAGUAGCACAACUGGUCUCCGAGAACACUGACGCGUUCAUACAAGCACAAACUGGUUCUGGAAAGACGCUGGCAUACCUCCUUCCGAUCAUCGAGCGAAUAUCACUUAUCUCGAAACGCAUGAAGGACGAAGGAGGCAAAUUCGAUCGACAUAGCGGGCUAUUUGCCAUCGUACUGGCUCCUACACGCGAACUUGCUCGACAAAUAGCAAGCGUGCUUGACUCACUCCUGUCAUGUUACCACUGGAUUGUUGGCGGGACUGUUGUGGGUGGUGAGAACAAGAAGAGUGAGAAGUCCCGCGUCAGAAAGGGUCUGAACAUCCUUGUCGCCACGCCAGGACGUAUGGCCGAUCAUUUGGAGCAUACAGAAGCAUUAGAUUUGUCAAUGGUGCGAUGGUUAGUGCUCGAUGAAGGCGAUCGUCUCAUGGAGUUGGGCUUCGAGCAAGAUAUCCAGAAGAUUGUCAGUGUGCUGAAUCUACGCUCGAGGAAGCGAGUAGAACAACCGCCGCCAGGCUUACCGGAGAAGCGAACGACAGUACUCUGCUCGGCCACGAUCAAAUCCAACGUAGAACAGCUACGCGCUAUCUCGCUGAAAGAUCCUGUCUCGAUAGCUGUGGACAAUGGUUCGACGGCACAGGCAGAAGGCGAGACCGAGGAGAACAACUUCUCUGCACCAGCACAGCUGAAGCAGAGUUAUGCCGUCGUUCCACCAAAACAAAGACUCGUCACACUGGUUGCAACCCUCAAACAACAAUUCAAACGCAAAGGCAGCGUAAUGAAGUGCAUAGUCUUCAUGAGCUGCGCAGACAGCGUAGACUUUCACUUCGAGCUCCUCACACGGGGCGACAAAACAGCAUCCACAGCAGAGGAACAGCCCAGUAUAGCAAAACAACACAACCCCGGCAAACACAGCACCUCCACAGCCGACAAAAACAAAAUCGCCCAAGGCACCACAAUCGCAGAAACCCGUACCCAAGGCACCUCCACCUCAAUUUCUAGCCGCGACUCCGGAGAAAUCAAAAUCUACCGCCUCCACGGCUCCCUCCAACAAGCAACCCGAACCAGCACCCUCAAAGCCUUCUCCACAACCGAAGACCCGGCCGUCCUCGUCUGCACCGACGUCGCAGCCCGCGGUCUCGAUCUCCCCAACGUCGACCUCGUAAUCGAAUACGACCCCCCCUUCAGCAAAGACGACCACCUCCACCGCAUAGGCCGCACAGCCCGCGCAGGCCGCGACGGCCGAGCCAUGAUAUUCCUCCAACCAGGCUGCGAAGAAGGGUAUAUCGAAAUUUUGAAAGAAUCCAAACCGAAAAAUCUCACUCGCCACGAUGCGGAAGAAUUACUGCGCAAGGGCUUCUCGCCUACGAGUGGAGUCGUACAAGGCCGGGAAUGGGAACAAAUCGCAACGGAUUUUCAAUUGGAUAUUGAGAGAUGGGCGCUUGAGAAUCCGAAACAUUUGGAACAGGCGAGGAGAGCUUUUCAAUCGCAUGUGAGAGCUUAUGCGACGCAUGUUUCUGCUGAGCGAGGGAUUUUUAAUAUGCAGGAAUUACAUUUGGGGCAUUUGGCGAAGGCUUUUGCGUUGAGGGAUAAGCCGGGUGCGAUUAGAGUUCCUGGUGCGAGACCGGGGGCUGGGAAGGAUAAGAAGGGGAAGGCGCAGGCGAUUGCGAAUGCUGCUGCGAAGAAUGGUGGGAAGGGUGAUGGGAAGCGGUCGGCGGGUGCGUUGGAUGAUGUUACGGAGGUCGCGGAUGCGGAGGCUGCGAAGAGGAAAAUGCAGCAGAUGUCGAGGAAGAUGGGCGGUGCGAGUGAGUUUAAUUUGGGAUGAGAGAGUGGAAGAGAUAGAUGAGGGAA
This is a messenger RNA of Cercospora beticola, 2366 nucleotides long. RefSeq names its product putative ATP-dependent RNA helicase (gene DBP7). Gene Ontology annotation, cellular component: nucleus. The record is from RefSeq and is a predicted model, not a curated record. Gene Ontology annotation, biological process: ribosome biogenesis. Gene Ontology annotation, molecular function: nucleic acid binding; ATP binding. NCBI's taxonomy places the organism in Eukaryota, Fungi, Ascomycota, Dothideomycetes, Mycosphaerellales, Mycosphaerellaceae.